This is a messenger RNA of Mesocestoides corti, 2760 nucleotides long. The record is from the annotation of a GenBank genome assembly. NCBI's taxonomy places the organism in Eukaryota, Metazoa, Platyhelminthes, Cestoda, Cyclophyllidea, Mesocestoididae.
AUGGACACUCUUGAAGAACUUGUUGAACAGUCCGACAGACUGCUUAUGGAAAUUCAAGGUGAUACAGACCUCCCUAUGAUUACGCGGAGCCUCGAGCAAAUGGGUUCUUUUGGAGAAAAAUUAUGUUCGUCACGUGGUGUGAGAAGCGAUAUAAAAGCUGCCCGUUUGCUGGGACCCACGGUAGACUACGACCUUCCAAAUAACUUGUCCGCUAAAUUGGAGUUUUUAACUCAGGCUGGGGAUAUUGAGUUUUCAAAGCCUAAAGUGGACAUGGACAUACAUACAUUUUUGAGAUGUGAACGAGAAAAUAUUCUGUUUACCGCAAACGAACAGGUGAAACGGUCGGUUUUUGACGAAAUUGAUUCAGUUUGUCGUCGGGCCACUUCAUCUUGGUGGGACCGCCAAGCUGCUGCUAUCUUAACCGCCCUUGCCAGUUCUUCCGGCCCCAUUGACUCGGCUAUUCUUCACUCCUGUCCAUCCACGGAUACCUCCACGAGUCGUGAAUGCUUUCCUCGUGUUGCGUCCGUCGAUUUCUCAGCUGACCCACAGUCAACUUUAUCAAAACAGGAGCUGUUUUAUGCCAAUCAGAUCGAUGGCUAUCUUUCAGAAACUCUGACUACUUCCAAUACCGUCUUCUUACAUCAGGCUGCGAUUAACUCUGGUACCCUUAACAAACCAUCACUUUUCAAUCUUCUCUACACCGCUUCAAAUGCUAAAUCCGUUUUCUUUGAUGAAUCCAAACACACUGACUUUUGUGAAGUUUUUCGUCUUAUCAAACGUAUGUUCUCAAUUUCGGCCUUAAACGUUGAUGAUGUUGGCUCAUCGGAAACACCCCUCCUUGAUCUCCCCCUUCCUGUAACCCAUGACAGAGCUCUGGAAGUGCGAUCGGGCCCUUCUUUACAGAUAGCUUUCCUUAGCAGAGCCAUCGCUCAUUUGGAGGCCGAAUUUAUGGCAUGCUUGCAGGUUGUUGUUUCUGCUAAUCCUCGCCUGGCUCAAUUGGGUGGUCGGCCUGGUGUUAGAUCGUUAGUCCGGGCUUUUUUAAAUGUUAAAAAUCCGGCUAUGCAGUCAUCUGGGGAUCCAGAUUUUGAAUCAUCCGGCGAUUUCGAGGAUGGUCUUGUGGAUGGUAAGCCAGUGUGGCCCAUGAUAUAUUACUGCCUUCGUUGUGGUGCCCUACGGGAUGCAAUUAGCGUCGCAUCAGAUGCAGCAAAUAACUUGGGGGAAUUUGUCCAAAUUCUGAGUUCCUUCGCAGCCAACGGGAAGAGCCUGCCAGCAAAAUUGGUGACCGGCAUCCGCAAGACGUACCGCCGCGUAGUUAAAACAUCUCGCGACCCAUAUAAAAGAUUAGUAUACUGCCUUCUUGGCCGCUGUGAUCUUUCCGAUGCACACACAAAUGUCGCUCAAAGCAUUGACGAUUUCUUGUGGUUGCGACUCUUGCAAGUCACCAUUAAAGAAAAUGCAAAUGACAACCAAGAUGAUGGUGAAAGCCUCACGAUUGCGCAGCUUCAAAAUCUACUCUAUGAUACAUAUGGAGAAACUUAUUUUGACGCCUGGAACCAGCCACUUAUGUACUUCAAGAUUCUCUGUUUGAGCCAACAAUUCGAAGGAGCACUAGCGUUUCUUGUUCGGAUUGAAGAACUGCGUUGUCAUGCGGUCCAUCUGGCUCUCGUACUCCGUGAAAUGAAAAUCCUCUUGCUUCCAGCCACCACGCACGCCCAAAUAAUUUCUCGUAUUGACUCUGAUCCCUCGGGCUUUCGUCGCCUCAAUUUCGUCCGUCUAUUGCUUCUCUAUACGCGCAAAUUCGAGAUAGACAACCCCGCUCUCUGUGUGAAUUACUACUACUUCCUCCACGAGCUCUCCUCAGAGGAGCGGGGCGCUCCAACGAACCUCUUCGUGCGGUGCGUCGCCGAGCUAGCCAUCCAAACAGGCGAAUUCGAUCUGAUCUUGGGUGUGCCGGGUCCCGGCGGGGUGCGUCAGCCCGGCGCCAUCGACCGUUUCGCCAGCGUCUCCCAACCACCUGAACUCAUUGCCUCUGUGGCAGAAAUGUUAGAGACGAGGGGACAGAUGGCUAAGUCUGCCAGUGUAUACCUCCUUGCUGGAACAUCCAAAACUCUCUUGUCAGCCGUCCGCCUAACCAAUCUCCUUCUCGUUGGGGUUGUGGCCGGAGAGAGGAAUGAGCCUGGCGCUGAGGGUAAAUUCACCAGGCAAACGCUUCUACAAUUGGCUGCAGAGGCACGCCACAGUGUUCGUCGCCUGGACCCAAUCGCCACCACGGCCGCCGCAGGGACCAGCCCCGGUGACGUCGGUGGUGACGUCUCAUGCGCCCUGCAGUCGGCCGUCCAAACCCUCUACUAUCUGCUCGACUUGGCCACCUUUUUCGAUCUGGCCAACGCCGGUCAGUUUCAAGCGGCGCUCGAUCACAUGGACCGCCUCGGUCUCCUGCCGGCGACUCCCGCGAGCGACGAGAUCGACGCCAAAGUGGCCGGCUUCGCGGCCCUCUCCGACCUCGUCCGCAGGCCCAUCCCCAGUGCCCUUGUUCUCCUGAUGCGGUGCCUCGCUGCCAAGGCUUCCGUCGCCAAGGCGACAGGUGACCGCGCCUUGUCUAUCGGCCCAACUGCGAUCGGCGGUCAGUCGGCAGGGCUGGUGGAGGCUCGCGCCAGGGCACAUGCUCUCAUAACAUUCAUCGGUCGAAUUCCCCAUCGCAUGCCUGGCGAAGUUUACAGCACACUCUCCAAACUGGAAAUGCAACUUUCCUCAUCAUGA